AUGGGUGCCAUGACCUUCCGGGUGUGUCCUCAGCGCAACCAGGCCAGCCGGGCUCGUGUACGCUCGACGCCGGACGUGUUGCCACCUCCCGGCGCCACGUUGGGCGAGGUGUUGCUUCAGGAGCUGGAAGAGGCUCCGUCUGCGAAAGCAAAUUGGCCGUCGCUGGAUUCGGAAGCCUCGACGGAGAGGUCCGAAAGCUCGAGUGACAGAUCACGGCGGCACAAGCAACAGAAGGCGGAGCUGCUGUCACCGCCUCCGUCCGGCUGUGUGCCGAAGGGCAGGCGGGCUCGAUGCGCGGGAGUUGAAGCUCCAGAGGACAUGGAUGCCUGGCAUCGUGCCACGUGUUUCUCGGAAGCUGUGAAGUGUCUGGCCACGGAUGCCAACGGAGCUUCGGUCACAAAGCUGGCCUUGGUCGGAGUGGCGCUGACCGACGAGGAAGCUUCCAGACUUGCUGAUCAUCUUCACAGCAAUCCCAAUGUGUUGCGCCUCGCCCUGGUGGAAUGCAACCUCGGCGACCAGGCCGCCGAGCACUUAGCCGAGGCCUUAGCCGCCAACGACGUUUUGACAUCUCUCUCCUUGGAGGGCAACCGGGUGGGCGAUCGGGGCGCCGGUCGGCUGGCGAAUGCUCUGCAAAGGAACGAGGCUUUGACCUCUCUGAGCUUGGGCAGGAACUGCGUGGGAAACCAGGGUGUCAAGCAAUUGCUGGACGCCUUGGAGAACAACUACACGCUGCGAAUUCUGGACCUGACCAGCAACAGUGUCUCACGGCCUGGCUGGUCCAUUGCAGGUGACGGGCGAACGGCUAACCAGAAGCGCCUGCAGGCCUUGCCACCACGCGCUCUCGCUGCAGGAGCAGAUGGAUUUGGAGAACCCAAGGAUUCUACCAGGAUGCGAGACAUUUUGCAGCUUUGGGAGAAGGAGACGCGGGCGCUGGUCGAUGAAAUUGUCGUGCCCGACUUUCUGAGUUGCAGCUUCGACAAGGGGUGGGAGGCGGUUCGUCUUGAGAUGGUCACAGCUCUUCACCAUGUGCCGCAGGGUCUUCCGAGAUUUCCUGAAGCACUUGCUGAACUUCCGAAGUAUCCGUGGCUGGAGAAACUUUUCUCUUUGGCAAAGACCAUCCAGGAGGAGACUGUGGUACACAGGCAUGAGGGUCAGUGGCAUCUUGCCGGGGACUUUCAUGGAAUGAAAGCGCUAGCUCUGCAACCAAAGCAUCUGCAGCCUGAGACGAAGUCGUGCUUCUUUGGCUACAUCAACAUGUUCUACAUCGUCGCGUGGUGGUACGCCCUGAGCAUGGAUUUUAACGAGGCGACCUUGUACCUGCAACUGAUCUCACAACUCCUCAAGAAGGGGCAGCUGGAUUGGACUGAGCAUUCUGGCUGGCCCAUCACCUCAUGGAGUGUCUACCUGAACAUUCAACGCAUGCACACGGGCAUGCCUUUCUCGCCUCUUCCCGCAGACCCGACUCCUGUUCAUCCACUUUCACACUUGGUACCGGCAGUUUGGCCGCUGCCGGGAUCCCGACAUUACAUAUCCAAGCAACCACUCCAACCGCAAAGUAUCAGCGUAUUUUACAUUGCAAUGCAUGUCGUCCCUUUCAAUGACUUCUUGACAUUUCUAGAUGAAUGGUGGCAGACGGCUGGUGGAGCAGACGCAUCGUCAGUCAAGAUCUAUGCGAACUACAUGGGCUUCCCUCGAUGCUGUCCUGGUGUUGGUCAGGCAUGCUCCCAGAAGGACUUGGAAGCAGCGGUGCCGAUGCAGAAAGACUGGAGGAUACCUUACUGCUGUCAAGACGAGCACCUCUACAGCUUGAUAGGCGUUCCACGACUCCAUGAUCACAGCCAGGGGCAAUGGGAAGGUGCAUACCGCAACCACCGCAAUGACCACUGGUCGGAUGUUAAGCAGGAAUUUGCUGCCAAGUAUUACGACUGGAUGAACUCCCAUGUGGAUCUCGUUCUUUGUGGGCAUCCGAUCUUCUGGUGCACGCUUUUCGAGGACUUGCUGCGCGCUAACCACAAGAAGUCAAUGAUCGCUGUCUACGACCAACCGCCUUUCUUCUUGGUGCCCGAAGAUGGCGAGGAUGAUUUUGCGGAGCGCUUGCAAGCUCUCGCGGACCCGGAAUUCCAAAAUGCCGUGGUGGUAGGCUUUGCGCCUUUCUUCACUCGCCAGUUUGAAUGGUUAUUUGGUCGCAAGAUCCCGCACAGUCGCCCAAUAGCUUUGGUCGUCAAAGAUGUUUGGCAGCCACUUCAACCAGAUUCCGUGCUCUUCUCCACUUCUAUUGAUGCAGAAGCGAUAGGGAUUUUCUUUCGCUACGCGGAGGAGAAUGUCAUCGUGGAUCCAAGUGGCUUGCAGCUGAGAUUCCUGGAGUGGGGCUUGGAUGCCGCUGCCAAGAAUGCGGGGCGCACUGGUCUGAGCUACGAGACUCCAAAAUCGGAGCUUGCACAACUUCGUUGUGUCGUUGUUACGCCGUAUGACUUCGCCCACUUCAAGCUGCCGGAGUUCAAGGCCAUGGGGAUGCCGAUGUUCAUGCAUUCGCAACUCUGGAAAUGGACCACCCGCUGGUCGCAGAUGAUUUCUCGCCCCGCCGGCCGCAAUGCCUCCCAAUUUGCAGACAGUCGCUGGCACCCUCCACAUGAAUGCUACACCGAUCUGCAGACACAGGAGCUGCAAAUGCCAACUUUGCCGGAGUCGUUCUACACGGACCCUUGGGGUUUCCUCCCCGACGAGCGCCCAUGUGCCAAGGCUUUGUCGCAGUGGGAUGAUCACGCAGGACCCUUCGGACGCUCGCCGUUCCAGCUGUUCACCAUAGACCGCAGGGAUUUGCAACCUUUAGACGGCACGCUCUUCUGGUCCCAAUGGAGCGAGAUGUCCCUGCUGCCCUACACUAUCUACUUUGAUUCGGCGGCGCAUCUGAUCGCACUGCUUCGGCACUUGCCGCUGGAGGCGUUGAUGGACCUCUCGCGGGCGACACGGCACUGGUACCGUCAAGAAGCAUAUCAGGUGGUAGAGUUUUGGCGUGGACUGACCGUCGCCCUUCUUGGGGGUGAUGCUGCAACCUUCAAAGGAGUCAUGCCCCGACAGUAA
Symbiodinium sp. CCMP2456 is the source of this 3081-nucleotide messenger RNA. The record is from the annotation of a GenBank genome assembly. NCBI's taxonomy places the organism in Eukaryota, Dinophyceae, Suessiales, Symbiodiniaceae.